This is a messenger RNA of Porites evermanni, 2572 nucleotides long. Lineage: Eukaryota; Metazoa; Cnidaria; Anthozoa; Scleractinia; Poritidae. The record is from the annotation of a GenBank genome assembly.
GGGGUUAGCGCCGCCCACAUCAACUUGAAGUCUUACCUGGACGCUCCAAAAGCCCAUCUCAUUGUUGACAUUUACAUCUUCCGUGCAACUGGAAAUGUCACUUUUGGCAAUGAAACAACUGAAGUGCAAAACGGGACCAUGAAAUUCUUCGUGGAGGUGAAUUUUUGCCUUCUUUUAUUUGUGUCAAUAAAGGUUAUAGAAAGGAAGAUGAACAGUUUCUCUCUGAAAGGGGGCCAUUAAUCUUGGGCAAUUUACGCCAGCUGUGUGCCGCGGGUUUAAUGAGCGCUUUCCCUAAGAGUAUGUAUGAAAUUAAAAAAUGACGUCCUCGUUAAAGGCACGCUGAAAAAGAGAUGAUUGCCAACAUCGAUAUUUAUGAAGCAAUGGCAAAAUUGGAUUGUUUUGUACAUAUUGUUCUUAAACAAGCAGAUUAAUUCUUCACAGCAUGUUAUGUUCGAUUCUUUUUGGGAACCCCAAUGUCAAAGACUGAAAUAUCGUAUUCCUGAGCGCAACAUUGGAUCUUCUUCGUUUUUUAAUAUCCUAUGGCUAUAUUACAGUAACUUUCAUUUUAUUCUACUGAGAGAAAAAGUUCUUUUCUCUCUCUCUCUGCUCCUUUUUCUCAGUAGUGUAGGAGUGGGACUCUUUACCCCUUAAAAUAAGAAAUUGUAUUUGAUAGUACUCAAUAAAUUUAAAGUCAAUUUUAAAAGCUUCCUUUCAUUUAGUUGAUAUCUACUAGCAGGAGCCUUUAGGAAGCCCUCUAAUAGCUGCAGUUUUCGCAGUCAUUCACGCUUCGUUAUUUAAUUGUCGCAUUGCAAACCACUGUCGAGAUCAACAUUUCCUAAACUAAACUGGAAAUCAAACGGUUUAACAUUGAACCUUAAAAAAUGGCAAAGAAGAUGCAUAUGAUGCACCGGUCAUGGCAUAGUCUCCGCUAUAGAGACGAUACGACUAUGGUUAUGGCUUAGACUGGUCAAUCAAAUCUGAUCUGCGAAUGUAAUCUUAUCUAUGACCAUACGGAAUGAGACGAAGCUAUUUCAUCUGUUAAUUUUGUAGAUUAAAAACUAUACUUUCUGCGAUGGACAAGCCAUACCUUCCAUCUGCAAAGCAAAUGAAGUAGGAAAAUACCUUGAGGUGGCAAUUGUUGUGAAGGGCAAAAAAGAAGAAACGCCAGAAGAGGAGAAUGAGGCCGAUAGAAAGAAACGGGAGGACCGCCUUCCAACUGCCAAAAGAUCCAGAGGAAUGCGAUGUCCUUUAAAGGAUAAAUGCCCCAAUACUUACAGGAUUGGCAACGACACUAUCGGAUUGUCCAAAGAGGUAAGAAGAGUACAUUUGUUUUACGUGCACAACAUCAGUCGUCAUCGAGCUUUGAUAGCCGAGCCAAUUUUGGAGUUUUGCUUGACAGUUGGGUCGAUCUUGUUUCUAAUUGUACUAUGAGACUGUUCUGGGUAGGCUACUUUUACGCGCGACUCACUUUUAUUUAAGAAAAGAGGGGAAAAAAGAAAAACCUUUUCAAACGAAAACUGGAAAAACCGUGAACAACGUGGUUUAGUGUAAUCUGCUUCACAGCCGUUCUUUGCGUCGUCACGCAAGGCUCCUCCCCACAAACGGUUGCUAAUCGAACCACAUCCAUUUCCGCAUAUCAUCCAUUCAGGUUUCAACGUCCAUUUUCUAGGUGUUCGUACCACAUUUACGGUACGGGGAGGGGCGUUGCGUGACGACACAAAGAGUGGCUAAGGAACAGACUAGUUUUAGUGCGGUGGUACAUUUUUAAAGGUAAAGCUACCUCUAAAUGUAUGGGAUCGUGGACUCCACGACAAGUCCAUUGUUAGUGGCUACACACCGUUACCAGGUUCAAAAUCUGCUGUAAAUGUUAAUUUAACUAAAUUCACAUUGUAUAAGCAGUACAAUUUAAUAAGAAUGGCUGUGGUGUAGCGUUACCUUAGAAACGUUCCUUUACUCAGAACAUCCAUGAAAUAUUGGGAGAUUAGACCUAUUUUUACCAAGAAAAAUCAGUCAAUUAAUCAGUAAUUAGAGCUUUUUUUUAUUUCUUGUCUCCUCUGACGAGAUUCAUUUACUGAUAUUUUAGUGCAAAAAUGACGGCGAGAAUGUAAAGAUGCCUAUGGGAUACCCCAGGUUCGUGACGCAAGGCAGCAAAAACAGGUUCAUCUUCCGAUGCAACAAGUUUNUUUAAUAAGAAUGGCUGUGGUGUAGCGUUACCUUAGAAACGUUCCUUUACUCAGAACAUCCAUGAAAUAUUGGGAGAUUAGACCUAUUUUUACCAAGAAAAAUCAGUCAAUUAAUCAGUAAUUAGAGCUUUUUUUUAUUUCUUGUCUCCUCUGACGAGAUUCAUUUACUGAUAUUUUAGUGCAAAAAUGACGGCGAGAAUGUAAAGAUGCCUAUGGGAUACCCCAGGUUCGUGACGCAAGGCAGCAAAAACAGGUUCAUCUUCCGAUGCAACAAGUUUAACAGAAACGUCAUCUUUGACCCAUACUUAGAAGUGAGUGAAGGGGAUGACACAGAUGACAGCAGUCCGAUGACUCCUACUGAGAACGCGACUUCUAUCCAUGUGAAUGUU